AUGCGAGCUGUUCCCGCGUGGAGGACUUGGACCGUCGUUCGCGGGUCUUUCCUGCAGUCCCGGUCCUUCGCUUCCGCCCAUUCAGCGUCUCCGAUUAAAGUGCAGUUCCAACCUGCUCCUCACUCGGGCAACAUUCGCAUCCUCUUGCUGGACAGACCCGAAGCGAGAAAUGCCCUUUCACGCGGGCUUAUCACUGAACUGAGGCGUCAUGUGGAUGAAAUCCAGGCGGAAGGAGGCAGAGGCUCUACGCGGGCACUAAUCCUCGCUUCCAACUCAGACAAGGCAUUCUGCGCCGGGGCGGAUCUGAGAGAGAGAAAGGGAAUGACACAGGAAGAGACAAGAGCAUUCCUUACCAACAUGAGAAACACCUUCACCGACCUUUCGAACCUUCCCAUCCCUACCAUCACGGCGAUAUCGUCCGUUGCACUCGGUGGAGGGUUGGAGCUGGGGCUCUGCACAUCCCUACGAGUAUUCGGAUCUUCUGCUAUUGUCGGGCAACCUGAGACGAAACUGGCCAUCAUUCCUGGCGCAGGAGGAACAUACAGAUUGCCUGCACUUAUCGGUGUCAACAGAGCACGGGACCUCAUUCUUACUGGAAGAAGAGUCAGCGGAGCCGAGGCAUAUUUCCUUGGGCUGUGUAACAGACUGGUGGAGAUUACCCCCGAGGACGAAAAGGAUGAAGGAAAAGCGCGCCAAAAAGUCCUUGAUGCCAGCAUACAACUCGCACACGAUAUUAGUGAGGGAGGUCCUAUUGCAGUGACCCAGGCCAUGCGAGCAAUAAAUGGGUGGCAGAGGGGCGAACCGGCAGAGAAUGAGGCAUACGAGGUCAUUCUGAACACAGAGGACAGGGUGGAGGCUUUGAAGGCAUUUGCAGAGAAGAGAAGGCCAGUGUUCAAAGGCGCAUGA
This is a messenger RNA of Capronia epimyces CBS 606.96, 906 nucleotides long. RefSeq names its product methylglutaconyl-CoA hydratase. The record is from RefSeq and is a predicted model, not a curated record. NCBI's taxonomy places the organism in Eukaryota, Fungi, Ascomycota, Eurotiomycetes, Chaetothyriales, Herpotrichiellaceae. The transcript is spliced from 2 exons. Bases 1 to 906 code for a protein of 301 amino acids. Gene Ontology annotation, molecular function: enoyl-CoA hydratase activity. Gene Ontology annotation, biological process: fatty acid beta-oxidation. Gene Ontology annotation, cellular component: mitochondrion.